UUGCAGAGCUCAACAUUAUUUCACCCAAGAUUGGUUCAGCGUGUGUGUGCGUGUGUGUGCAUGCAUCACUGUGUGUUUCAUCCCGUUUAUAGUGCCGCACCCUGCCUUCUGUGCGUAAAAGCCACCACGUAGCCGACAUCAUCAUCAUCAUCAUCACCGCACACCACGUUUCUUCCAGCAGCGGAGGAUAACGGUUCACCUCACGGGCAGGUUGGACACAGAGAUGGGAGAGGAGCGGCGGCUUUUCUGGCUAUGACACAGACACAGCGGGCGGGAAGGAUGGCUCUCACCAGCCGGGAAAUGUUGUGCUUGAUCGGAACCGCCUGUCUCUGGCUGCCACUGUUAGCUGAGGUGGUGGCUGAAGACAGCUACUUAAAUGAGGUGCAGAACUCAGUGCCUCUGUCAUGCUCUGAGGGAUUCACAGAACUGGGAUACUACAACGGCACCGUGUCGCAGACAGACUCUGGUGCCCCCUGUCUGAAAUGGACUGAGUUUCCAGACUAUGUCAUGCAGUACCCGGGCCGCGGCCUGGGUGACCACAACUACUGCAGGAACCCGGAUCGCGAGUCCAACCCGUGGUGUUUCUUCCGACAGAACUCAGGAGCAAUUGGCUGGGCCUACUGCGACUGCCACCAGGGUGCUACACGUCUGGUUGGCAGCUCGAUCUCUGGCAGCGGGCGAGUUGAGGUUUACCUGAACGGCCAGUGGGGAGCAGUGUGCGACUCUCACUGGACAGACCGGGAUGCCAGUGUGAUCUGCAGACAGCUGGGUCUGGGCGAUAUCGGCACAGCGUUGCAGCACUCUCAGUUCGGCUCGGGCUCUGGCCUAUUUCACUACGAACGUCUAGGUUGCCGCGGUGAUGAGAACACCCUGAGUAAGUGCCGGAGCAGGAUGUUCGUCACUGGUGACUGUAGCCAUGGAAACGAAGCAGCAGUGGUGUGCGCACCACCAGAAGGCAGUGGCCCUCCUCUGCGACUGGUUGGAGGUGAGGAAGACUUUGAAGGUCGUGUGGAGGUGUUUCAUGCAGGAAGGUGGGGCUCUAUCUGCGAUGACCAGUGGGACGACAGGGACGCAGAGGUGGUGUGCAGACAGCUCGGUUUUGGCGGUGUGGCGAAAGCCUGGUCCUGGGCUCACUUCGGUCAGGGUUCAGGUCCCAUCCUGCUGGAUGCGAUGAAAUGCACAGGAAACGAGCUGUUCCUGGAUCAGUGUCCUCAUGGCAACUGGGAGCAGCACAACUGUGACCACAUGGAGGAUGCUGGGGUCUCCUGCAGCCCUUAUACAGACGGUGUGGUGCGUCUGGUUGGAGGAGACAGUCCCUGGGAGGGCCGAGUCGAAGUGUUUCAUAACGGUGACUGGGGGACGGUGUGUGACGACCACUGGACCCAGCAGCAUGCAGAGGUGGUCUGCAGGCAGCUGGGUUACAGGGGUCACGCUGAGGUCGUAUCUGAUGGGACGUUUGGCGAGGGCGUGGGCCUGAUCCUCCUGGACGAUGUCCAGUGCGAGGGAUCUGAAACCUCGCUGCUGGAUUGCCAACAUGGGAUUUGGGGACGGACCGACUGCUCCCACAGCGAGGACGUCGGUGUUCGCUGCAGAGGAAGGUCCGAUGAGGAGACUAAUGAGGUGCCGGUCAUCGCACCUUCCACAGGUCCCCUGGUGCGUCUUGUGGGUGGCAGCAGCAGGAAGGAAGGUCGAGUCGAAGUGUAUCUCCAUGGUGACUGGGGAAGUAUUUGCGACUCAGGCUGGAACGAUCUGAACGCAGCCGUGGUGUGCAGACAGCUUGGACACAGCGGUCGAGCAGUUGCAGCUGGAGGGUUUGGUCAGGGGAAAGGACCCGUCCACCUGGACCAGGUGAGGUGCACAGGGAAAGAGGAGUUCCUAGGCGAGUGUCCCUCUCUGGGCCAGAGCAUCCAGGGCUGCAGACGAAGGGAGGAUGCAGGGGUACGGUGUGACAUCACGCCACGAGAAUCAACGGCACAGAUUAAGCCUGAAGAGCCGAGCUGUGGGCUGAGGAAGAUGGCCGAGGAAGAUGGCAAGAGGAGGAAUCAGGGAGAGGAAAACAUACUCAGGACCACGUGGCCAUGGCAGGUGUCUGUGUGGCUUCGGUCUCAGGAAGAAGACAGCAGUCCUCUCUGCAGUGGCACUCUGAUCAGCCCCUGCUGGGCCCUGACGUCUGCAUACUGUGUCACCAGGUUUGGCGGCGAUCCGUCCCGGUACGUGGUGAUAGUUGGGGGGUCCGAGCGGCGCCUCACACCGGAGCAGGUGGUGGUUCACAGGAAGUUUAAGGGUCAGAGCGGUGGACACGAUCUGGCUUUGCUUAAGCUACCUAACUCAAAGAAUCACUGUCUGACCUUUGAUCCCAACACCAAUGCAGCAUGCCUUCCUGCCACUGACACAGACUCAGGGGGAAGUACUCCAUCUUCUUGUGUGGUCACGGUUACAGCUGGCUGGACGGGUCCAGACUCUGUUCUUGCUUCCUGGGUCCCUCUGAUGUCAUCAUGGCAAUGUAAGAAGCGCUAUGGCAACAGUUUCUCCAGUCACGGCACCCUGUGUGCUGGCAGUCCUCCAGACACCAGCCUCCUCCAUGACGACAGUUGCCAGGGCAACUCUGGAGGCGGGUUAGUGUGUCAGGCGGAGACAGGUCGAUGGAUCCUCACUGGCGUUGUCGCCGGGGGUUACGGCUGCGCUGAUCCCUCCUCACCUGCGCUCUACACGCGAGUCAGCCGCUUCAGGAGCUGGAUCGACGAGGUCAUCAAUGUGCAAGCACGCCCGGAGGCGCCAAACGCACAUAUACAAGGAGAUCUGCCACACAAUGACAUAACACACAUGCACAGCGAGGGCAAAGAUGUGUCCUUCCACACGCACAGCAAACACGCACACGAUCAGCAGCCAUCAAAUGAAAUCAAUGAGAUUAAACACACACACUCUCAUCAUUCACACACCAAAAACACACACACACACCGGGCGGAGGACGCAAACACACAAAUUCUGGUCUGAUUGAGGCCGUGCCGUUGGCUUACCACCUGUGCCAUGUGACCACCUGAGGAGGGUUAAAGGAUGAGGAAAAGAAAAGAAAGAUGCUCCCAAACUUCAGUCAGUGCAAAUGGCCGUCUGUCAAAUCUGAACUCAGUCUACGUGAAUCGCGGGUGUGUGCUGUGGGCAGGCUUUCCUGAGCUGUACGGGUCAUUUGCGGUGCUCGACGUGUGAGUUUCAGCCCGUUUAGACCAAAACAGGUCGACAGAUUUAUCAGCACGCCGAUCAGGCCCUUUUACUGAAAAUAAAAAAAAAUCCCAAUUGCAUGUACUUUAAGGAAUCUACUGCUCGUGUAAAGUAUUCCGGGGGGAAAAUUUUGAGACGGUCACACAAGAAUCUAUGCUAAUUUCACCUAUUUACAUUGUGUGAGCUUAAGAAAAAGAGCAAAACAUCAAGUACAAAGGCUGACUGAUCAUCACUGAUGUCCCUUUGAGAUGAUUAAUGUAGAUAAACUCCAAACUCCUCGCAGAAGGUGAGGCUCGUCCCACAUUAGGUUUUUAUAAAAAUCCAGAUGUGGCUUUCUUUUUCAAACAGGGCUUCUCUCUUCAGGCUGUUGUCUUAUACCUUUACUGGUGAAAGUGCAGUUGUUCAUUUGGACCCAUGACUAAGCUACUUAACUCAGGACCAUACCACUGAUUUAGCAAGUUUUAGUGCAUUUAUUAACAAAUUAGGUCACUUUGCAUUACACACGUUCUCCUUUAGCUUGUUUCUUAUUUGGAUAGAUUAACCUUAUUUGCCCCUUUUAAAGCGCUUAUUAAUGCCUUACUGAGCCAAUCUCUUUGUAAUCUCUUUUAUCUUCCUUCCUUUCACGUCACCUCUCAACCAGUCACGGUCUCUCCCUGAUCCUGGUUGACCCGGAGGUCUCUUCCUGGUAAAAUUGAGUUCUUCCUUCCCACUGUUGCCAACAUUGUACUUACUGUCUGAUCAUUGUAGUAAAAAAGUCUAUUGCAUCAACUGUUUGGGAAUUAUUAAUACAAAGUUGUUGUACGAUUGACUGACAAACAGUCUCAUGACCAGAUAGGGCAGUUCCCUAAUUUUUCUAUAAUAAAUUAAACAGAUAAAAGAUGCAAAGUUGAUUUUAAGUGUUGACCAUGCAUUUGAAAUAUUUAAGGCACAAAGCAAUGAAAGUGAAGGUGACCAUCAUUGGGCUGAAGAACCAAAAUAAACCCAUCAGAGAGAUAGCAAAAACUUUAGGAAUGGCCAAAUCAGCAAUCUGGGACAUUCUGAUUACACUCAAGAACAACAAGGCCAGAUUAGGCUUUGCCAGAAAACAGAGGGACAGAUGAAACCAAGAUUAACUUGUGGCAGAAUGAUGGGAAGACAAAUGUAUGAAGAAGGAGAGAAACAACUCAUCAAGUUCUGUCAGAGCUUUGCAAGGGAGGAAGCCGAGCAUUUGAUGUUGUCCAUAGGUUUUAGACUUCAGGCGGGGGUUUUGAUCCAAGAAUUAAAAACAACCGCUAUAUUGAAAAUAAUGCCAGUUAAUAUGUUUUAAAAUGGCUGUAAUUCCCAAACAGUUAAUGGAAUACUUUAGUAAAACCCCUUGAAUUAAAGCUGAGACUCUGCACUUUAACCACAUAUUGAUUGCGUGAUUGAAAAUCCACUGCGAAGGUGUGCAGAGGCAAAAAAUUUUUUAAAAAUCUUAUUGUCCAAAUAUUUAUGGACAGACCUCUACCUUAACAAACUGAUGUAGUGAUAAAGUACAAUCAUGCAAAGUAAGGGAUUAUUAUGUGCUUUGUCUUGAUCAUUGAUAUUUGCAGUAAGCCGCAAAUAUCACACAAACUUAGACUAACCCAAUACAACCAAAAGGAAAUAAGAAAAAUUGAAAUACAUAUGAGAAAUUUAAUCAUUGUGUGUUACAUUAUAUUACAGAAAUAUAUGAUUUUUUCUAUUAUGCCAGAACCUUUAAUAACAACAAAAUGCAUAUUAUUCUUGGUUAAAUGAAAUAAAUUUAAAAAAAUGGUUAAAAUACAAUUUUAUAAUAAUGCCAAUGAUUUUCUUUUGGCUGUGGUUAAAAAGAAGAAUCCCUGCUAGUGUGAUUAAUGUGUUAUUAAUUAAUGUGAUUUUUGUGCAAUACUAAAUCAAAAUCCAUGACACUAAAUGUCUUAUCUGUAGAUAUUUUCUCAGAGUAGUCUAGGGGUAAACCAGGCCGCUCAUCCUAUGAUAACAGCAUAGAACAAACAGCUGCAGGCGUCUGAUCAUUGAUUUCUGAUGUCUGAGCAGGGAAACAAAGGAAACGGUGGCUGAAUGACAACAACCUUGUUUGGAAAUAAGUCCACGGUUGCAUUAAGUGUACUGGUUAAAGAGCUAAAAUGUGCAAAAACACUGGUAUGGUCCUUUAAAAUUGUACAGGACUCUCCUUUUAAAGCCAUUGGAAGCUGACUGUUGGGUCAUAAAUAUCUUUUUGUACUGGCUCUAGAUAGAUAAAUAGACAGGUCCUCAGAUAGACAGAUAGCUAGCUGCUACUUCUGCAUUUAGAUAGUAUGUGUUCUGCAUUCAUUCUUGACUGGAUUAGAUAGCCGAGCUGGUGAAGUUAAACGUUGUCUGAUCUGUUGUUCUCUGAGCAGAUGUGUGAUCUGACCAGACGAUGGCGACAUUGCUCUAUUUUAACAGGGUCCAUCAGGUACCCUGGUGGUUCUUUUUAUACUGUUUAUGCUGUAAGUGUAUGGACUUGUGCUUAAUAUACUGUGAACCAUUGUGUCGUGAAGCAUCCUGUAACCUUCAACUCCAACAUUUCUCCAAGCCUGUUGUUAUAAUCCUGUACAUAAACUCAAGCCCUGCUACCACAGACUUGAUGUUUGACCAUGCAGAUCCUGUUGGUUCAUGUAAAUACUGUAUGUCUCUGGCUGGGCGAUGAGGGCGCAGACAGGCUAAAGGGUUUCAGAUGUACUCCUGCUUUACCUGUGUUAAACCCAUCAGCUGCUCCUCAGUGUAAUGUGCUGAAUCAUGGUUGAGUAUUAAAAAUGUGUACCUGCUGAGAA
This is a messenger RNA of Haplochromis burtoni (Burton's mouthbrooder), 6008 nucleotides long. RefSeq names its product neurotrypsin. The transcript is spliced from 14 exons. The coding region runs from base 253 to 2994 and encodes 913 amino acids. Gene Ontology annotation, cellular component: membrane. The record is from RefSeq and is a predicted model, not a curated record. Gene Ontology annotation, molecular function: serine-type endopeptidase activity. Gene Ontology annotation, biological process: proteolysis. NCBI's taxonomy places the organism in Eukaryota, Metazoa, Chordata, Actinopteri, Cichliformes, Cichlidae.